AUGGCGGCCAGCAGCCUUCGUUGCAUUGCUUUUGCACAUAAGCAGGUUCCACAAGAAGGACUUGAAGAUGGAACAGCACAUCAAAAGAUAACGGAAAACUGCUUGACCCUUUUGGGGUUGGUAGGACUGAAAGAUCCUUGUCGACCAGGUGUGAAGAAAGCAGUGGAAGAUUGUCAACAUGCAGGAGUGAAAAUCAAAAUGAUCACUGGCGACAAUGUUUUCACUGCAAGAGCAAUAGCCACAGAAUGUGGGAUACUUGGGGUUAACAAGGGCAUGAAUGAUGGAUCAGUGGUAGAAGGUGCAGAAUUUCGUAACUACAGGCCAGAAGAGAGAAUGGAGAAAGUUGACAAAAUCUGUGUGAUGGCAAGAUCCUCUCCUUUCGAUAAACUUCUAAUGGUACAGUGCUUGAAAGAGAAAGGUCAUGUGGUUGCAGUGACUGGUGAUGGCACCAAUGAUGCCCCAGCAUUGAAAGAAGCUGAUAUAGGACUUUCUAUGGGGAUUCAAGGCACAGAAGUGGCCAAAGAGAGUUCAGAUAUUGUCAUCUUGGAUGAUAACUUUUCCUCUGUUGCCACUGUUUUGAGAUGGGGAAGAGGGGUCUACAACAACAUCCAGAAGUUCAUUCAGUUCCAGCUUACCGUGAAUGUAGCAGCUCUUGUGAUCAACUUUGUAGCAGCAGUUUCGGCCGGUGAAGUACCAUUAACAGCAGUCCAAUUACUGUGGGUGAACCUCAUUAUGGACACAUUGGCUGCUUUGGCUCUCGCCACAGAGCAGCCCACCAAGGAGCUCAUGGAGAAGCCACCAGUGCGUCGGACUGAGCCACUUAUCACCACCAACAUGUGGAGAAAUCUAAUAGCUCAAGCCUUGUAUCAGAUAGCCAUACACUUGAUCCUACAGUUCAGAGGCGAAUCGAUCUUUGUCAGUGACGAGAAAUUUGGAACUUCAAAUUUUGAAGCUCCUGUAAAAUGGGAUGGUCUUGUAGUUAUGGGAAGACUGGCUCUGUUCAUUGUUGGUUUAGAAGAGCUAAAAUCGGGCAAAUAG
Ilex paraguariensis (yerba mate) is the source of this 1038-nucleotide messenger RNA. NCBI's taxonomy places the organism in Eukaryota, Viridiplantae, Streptophyta, Magnoliopsida, Aquifoliales, Aquifoliaceae. The record is from the annotation of a GenBank genome assembly.